Molecule: messenger RNA, 2574 nt
Organism: Xenopus laevis (African clawed frog)
Lineage: Eukaryota; Metazoa; Chordata; Amphibia; Anura; Pipidae
Gene: slc40a1.S
Product: solute carrier family 40 (iron-regulated transporter), member 1 S homeolog
Exons: 8
Coding region: 295-2025 (576 amino acids)
Biological process (GO): iron ion transmembrane transport; transmembrane transport
Cellular component (GO): basolateral plasma membrane; membrane
Molecular function (GO): iron ion transmembrane transporter activity; peptide hormone binding
Source: RefSeq, a predicted model, not a curated record
ACAGUGCAGCAAAACAACACAGAUCAGGAAGGCGAGGAAGGGAGGGCAGCUUUAGAAGGGGAGAGGGGCACCCAAAUUCCUUGGAUCCCCCUUUCUUAUUGCUACUGCAUAAGGUUUCCCUUUCCAACUUCAGCUACAGUGAUAGCUAAGUUUGGAAAGAAAAAAAUAGGGCGAUAGCGAUUUUGCUGUUUAUUUUGUUUUUAUUCUCUUAUAGAUCAUUUUUUUUAAAGCAAUACUUUUAGAUUAUAUUAUAGUACCAAAUUCGCUUUUUCAGAAAUUAGUCUGCCAAAAAUCAUGGCGAAAACUGGCGAUCAGGAAAACCCAGGAUGUUGCGGUUCCUUUGCAACCUACUUAACAUCUGCCAAAUUUCUCAUGUACCUUGGCCACUCUCUGUCCACCUGGGGUGAUCGUAUGUGGCAUUUUGCGGUUUCUCUUUUUCUUGUUGAACUCUAUGGGAACAGCCUUCUUCUGACUGCAGUCUAUGGGUUAGUGGUGGCAGGCUCCGUCCUUUUUCUUGGAGCUGUAAUUGGUGACUGGGUAGACAAAAACCCAAGGCUAAAAGUGGCUCAGACAUCACUUAUUGUCCAGAAUGUCUCAGUUAUUGUGUGUGGAAUUAUUUUGAUGGUGGUUUUCCUUUACAAGGCGCAACUUAUGUCGAUGUACCAGGGAUGGAUUUUGACUGUCUGUUAUAUAUUAGUCAUCACCAUUGCAAACAUUGCUAAUCUGGCCAGCACAGCCAUGGGCAUCACCAUUCAAAGGGACUGGAUUGUUGUGGUCGCUGGAGAUGACAGGAGCAGAUUAGCAGAUAUGAAUGCUACGAUAAGAAGAAUCGAUCAACUGACAAACAUUUUAGCUCCACUGGCUGUAGGACAAAUAAUGACCUUUGGUUCCCCAGUCAUAGGCUGUGGAUUUAUAGCUGGAUGGAACAUGUUAUCAAUGUGUGUGGAAUACUUCCUUUUGUGGAAAGUGUACCAGAAAACACCAGCACUGGCUAUUAAAUCAGGAAAGAAAGAUGAAGAUCAAGAAUUGAAGCAACUAAAUAUCCAAGUUAUAGACGCAAAUACAAAUAACAAUGAGAAGCCCACUGAAGAUGCAUUCCUUAUGGGAGAGAAAGUUGUAGCUGUUGUGGACGCUCAGAAAGAACCAAGCUGUACCGAAAGAAUGACAGAGCCUUUCCGCACCUUCCGUGAUGGAUGGGUAGCAUACUAUAAUCAGUCUGUGUUUUGGGCUGGAUUGGGUCUGGCUUUUCUCUACAUGACCGUCCUUGGCUUUGACUGCAUAACAACUGGCUAUGCCUACACACAAGGUCUCAGUGGAUCAGUUCUCAGUAUUCUAAUGGGAGCUUCUGCUAUUUCUGGCAUCAUGGGAACUGUGGCCUUCACCUGGCUAAGAAAGAAAUGUGGUCUAAUUCGUACAGGCUUUAUUUCAGGAGUUGCCCAACUAAGUAGCCUUAUUCUCUGUGUGAUCUCAGUUUUCAUGCCUGGAAGUGCCUUGGAUCUAUCAGUUUCUCCAUUUGCAGACAUCAGCACUCGUUUCUUGGAGGGCGAGACAUUGCCCACCAUGUCUCCUGUUCCUGAUGUGUACUUUACCACUGAUAUGCAGAACCUAGUAAAUAACUCCACAUCCCAGUUUAGUGAUUCAGAAGCUGGUGUAUCACUCAUCUCUGUCAGUCUUUUGUUUGCUGGGGUUAUCGCAGCUAGAGUUGGCCUUUGGUCCUUCGACCUGACAGUUACACAGCUCCUUCAAGAAAAUGUAAUUGAAUCGGAAAGAGGCAUUAUAAAUGGGGUUCAGAACUCUAUGAAUUAUUUACUGGACCUUCUGCACUUCAUCAUGGUAAUCCUAGCCCCAAAUCCUGAAGCCUUUGGGUUGCUAGUGCUCAUUUCUGUGUCCUUUGUUGCUGCGGGUCAUGUUAUGUAUUUCCAAUAUGCUUACCUAAAUCUAGGAAAGCAGGUGUUUGCUUGCUGUUCCCCUGAGCCCAAAACAGUGCCUGGUGAGAAUCAAUGUGAAGAGGCCUCUGUUGUUUAAAUAGUUCCUAAGAGCAGUUAAUGUAGCAGUUCUCUGUGUUGAUUAGUGUAUGUUUAAAAGUGUUAUUCUGGAGUAGUUACAGUGCACAACAAAUAUUGAAAUGGAAACUAGUGGAAAAAUCUACUUAGUCAAACAAAACAAUGCCUAUGACACUUGAAAGUACACAAGUUUGAGUAAAGAUUUUACAUUUGUAAAUGCCUCGUUUAUAUUCAGCCACUUUUUAGUCAAAGAACAGUCUAAGCCUGGACUUCAGCUUUCAAGGGCCAAUACAAUAUGAGUGACGAAAAGAGUAGUAUUAAAAUGUCAGAUAACUAGCAAAUCUGACUGAGAUGCCCAAUUUUGUAAACAAAAUUCAUAUAUGAAAACAGCCAGUGUAUUUUACAAAUAAAUGCACUAUUUAGUGUUUUUUUUUUUUUUGCAAUUACAUUGGGGUUGGACAUCAUUCCAGCUACAAUUUCCAGAUUCUGAAUUUCCCUGAUCCAACACUGAGUAAUAUUCUCUCUCUCUCUCUCUCUCUCUCUCUCUCUCUCUCUCUCUCUCUCUCUCUCU